Molecule: messenger RNA, 297 nt
Organism: Lactuca saligna
Lineage: Eukaryota; Viridiplantae; Streptophyta; Magnoliopsida; Asterales; Asteraceae
Source: the annotation of a GenBank genome assembly
AUGAAACAAGAACAAGCCCUUGGGAUAUUUCCUCAUGAGAAUGAUAUUAGAAAUAUUUCCGACAAAGAUCUUUUCUCGAAAGCAGAAAGAUUUUGGACUCAAUCCGGUGACGUUCCCAAAUCUUUGGAUGAUCCACUGAAUGGUGCUACCAAAAAGCCAAGUGUUGAUGUUCUUGAGACCGCCACUCUCUUAUAUGAUCCUCCUCAGACAAAUGAUGAUAAAAGUGAUGUUGCUGAGUCAACUCCUAUUUCGCAUGAUCCACCUCACGAUGUAACCAAACCAAAAGGAGAUGUCUGA